AUGGCGGGCCCCGCGCUGCCGCCCCGCUCCGCUCCGCUUCCGGCCGCGGGCUCCGCUCCUGGCUCCGCUUCCGCUUCCGGUCCCGGGCGGCGCGCGGGACCUCACCGCCGCUCCCGCCGCCUCACGCGGGCUCCGCCGCCGGAAACGGAAGCGCUCCCGGCGUACCCCGCGGUGGGGGGGGCGGGGCCAGAGCGGCGCCCGGACUACAACUCCCGUGGUGCCCCGCGGCGCAGGGCCGCCCGCGCGCCCCCUCCCGCCCGGCUCCGCAGCGCCCCCGUGCGGCCGCGGGGGGCCGCGCUGGAGGGCUGGCUGGGCCCCGAGCCGCUGCGCCUGCUGGCCGAGGGCCUGGCCGCCGUGCUGUGGCUCGUCUCCUCCGCCAUCUCGGCCGCCUUGGCUGUGCUCAGCGCCAUCGUGGGGGACAUCCUGAGUGCCUGCGGCCUGGGCGGGGCCUGGCUGGUGCGCGGGGCGGCGCUGGCCCCCGGCGAGGUGCAGCGGGUGCUGCUGUGGGGGCUGGCGGCGCUGGCGGGGGCCCGGCUGCUGCCGCGGCUGCUGGGGCUGGUGCUGGCCCCGCUGCGGCCGGCGCUGCGCUGGCUGAAGCUGUGCUGCUUCCUGGGAGCCUUCCUGCGCGUGGCGGCCGCCGAGGGCAGCAGCCCCACGGUGCAGGCGGCGAUGCUGCUGGGGCUCUGGGGGCUCUACGUGCUGCUGGGGGGCGGCGGGGGGCACCCCCCCAGCCCCGAGGUGCGGCUGGAAGCUGCCGUCCGCAGCCUGGAGUGGAAGGUGGAGGAACUGUGCCGGCGGCAGAGGUGGGGGGGCCCCCAGAACCGGGAGGAGGAGUGAGAGGGUGUGGGGUGGGGGUCUGGGUUGCCCCCCCCGCCCCACGUGUGUGACCCCCGGUGUGUCCCCCAGCGUGUGCGCCCCACACCCCGCUCGCCCCUUCCGCCUCCACACGUGUGCCCGGUGACGCCGUGGGGCAGGCGCCAUCCCGGCAGCCCCCGUCCCGCUGCCCCCCAAAGCUGGGGAGCCGCUCCCUGUGCCCCCCCCUCAGUGCCUUCACCGAGCCCACAGUGCUUUGUCCCCCAGGGGGCACGACAGCAGCCCCCAGCCCCAAACCCUUGCCCGCCAAAGAGCAGAGGGCAGCCUGUCCAUCCAUCCGUCUCCGGAGGUGGCUGGGGGGCGGGAAGGGGACCCCAAAGAUGGGUGUCGUCCCCCCCCGGUGGGAGGGCGGCCGUGCCCCGUGCUGCCGGCUCGGUUUGCAAGCUGCUUUUUGAAUGGUUUUGAUAUGCGGUGCCAAAUAAAUAGUUUCACGAGUGUC
Messenger RNA from Oxyura jamaicensis (ruddy duck), 1312 nucleotides. RefSeq names its product transmembrane protein 109 (gene TMEM109). The record is from RefSeq and is a predicted model, not a curated record. The coding region runs from base 1 to 837 and encodes 278 amino acids. The transcript is spliced from 4 exons. NCBI's taxonomy places the organism in Eukaryota, Metazoa, Chordata, Aves, Anseriformes, Anatidae. Gene Ontology annotation, biological process: intrinsic apoptotic signaling pathway in response to DNA damage by p53 class mediator; cellular response to gamma radiation.